ACGACUGUUACACUUCCGGUAUCUCUUGACACGUCGUUACAUAGAGAAACAAAUAAAGAGGGCGGAGUUUGAGAUAUACAUCUCUUAUUGGCUACUGAGAGAUACCUCAGGGGCACGCGCAGCAAUGUGAUUGGUCGCUCAGCGGAGCUUCCGAUUGCUCGGAAACGUUUUCGGCUAUAUCUCAAAUAGCUCGCUAGUUUCUAUAUAUGUUGCCUACAAAAAAAGGGGUGGAAUAAGUCGUGAUACACCCUAUGUAGUGCCCUAAACAAUCAAAUUGGAUGCAUUUGGGAUUCAAUCAGUCUCCCGCUGCCUCGUGUUUAAACGUUUAAGUGUCACUUUCUGAUUCGUCCUGGUUACUGAAGUGUGACAUUUUCGUGGUGUUGGUGUUCUGAUCUAGUGGAAAUCGUUGGGGUUUUUUUUGUAUUGUCAUGGCGCAUACAUAUAUUUAUAAAUUGUUUCGAAACUAGUCGAGAAACAGGAAAUGAAUACAUCCUGACCACUAGAGGGCAGAGCACUGACGUCAUUGCGUCAUCUUCAAAGCCGCGAAGAAAAACCGUUUGGCGCGCGGGCUUUGGAAAUGGCGGAGGACCGUGAAACAAACAUGGGAUCCGUGUCCUCGGAUUCCCUCAAGCUGUACGAGGCGCAGUUCUUCGGCUUCACCCCUCAGACCUGCAUGAUGAGGAUGAACAGCGCCUUCCAGGACUGUCUGUACGAGAUGCUCGUAGUCGUCGAGUCAGUGUUUGUCCGAAAACUGUCCCAGGGCAAAGAUCCGCCCGAAGAGCUUCGCGUAAAGACUCGAGAGUGCACGCAGAAACUGCUGCAGUUCCUGCAGGAACGCUUCAGGAAGCUGUCGGCUCGCAUGGAGGCUCUGCUGGUGAGCAGUGUCCUUUCGGUGCCCGAAAACGUCCUUCUGCCUGAAGACGAGUCUCACCGGAAAAACCCGGAGAGCAACGAAGAGCUUUUAAAGCUGGAGGCUUCGACCGCAGAGCUGCAAAAGUCUUACGAGGCAGAGAUGUGUGCGAAACGAGCUCUCCUGGCCGAGCUCGCGGAGCAGAAGGAAACGCAGGAGCAGCUGGACGAGGUGCUGCAGUGGAUCGACGAGCUGCGUUUAUCCUGGAGGAAGGAGGGAAUGGGAAAUAUCCGAGACAGCUUCCAGAAUAUGAUUGAGACUGUGAACCAACUGCAGGGUGAGAUGGAGACGAUCCGGAAGAAGAGCAAAUCCUUAGACCUAAGCCGGAACAGCAGGAGUCUGCUCGCUACCAGUUUAGCAGGAUGGAGGUGAAUCAGAUCAGGAAGGCUGCCAAACCCACACACACUUAUGGAGCGUGUCGCAAAUGCUAACGUUUGCUAUGGGUUCUUAAAAGGUAAUUAAUUGAUGUUGGGGAAAAACUAAGAAAUAAGAAAAGCGUUCUUGAGAAUGACUUGGAUGCCUUGUGUUCGUGCACGCGUACUUUUCAGUGCUUUAUCGUGAUCAGGGCCAAGGUUGGAUUUGGAGCCUAUCCUGGGAAUACCGGUUGUGAGGUGAGAAUACACCCUGGAUGUGAUGGCAGUCCAUCGCAAGGCAGCAUGCAUGUACAAAUUCACACGCUCAUUCACACCUAGGGGCAAUUGCUCAUAGCCAGUCCAAUGCUUUAGAAAAUGGUAGUGCCAAAGCACCCCGUUUCAGUGGUGGCUCAAUGGUUCAGGAAUCGGGUUACUGAUCAGAAGGGGUGGGGGUUAAAGCCCUCAGGCGUCCACCAUUGGGGUCCUUAACCCCACCUGCUACCCACCAGCACCAUAUCAUUCUGACCCUAUGCUCUGACUCCAGCUUCCUAACAAGCUGGGAAAUGUGAACAGGAUAAUUUCACUGUACUGCAUUGUAUUUGUGAUGAACCAAGGCUGCUAAUGGCAUGUUUUUAGGAGGUGGAAGGAAACCUGAGGUAUCCCAAGCAGAUAAGUGGGGAAAAUGCAAAACUUCAUACAGAUAGUAACCCGAGCUCAGGAUCAGACCGGAGACCCUGGAGCUGUAAGAUGCCAAUGCAACCCACUGCAUUCAGGAUGAUUCUUAAAAAUGCCUAAAAAGCCAUAAUAUAAAAUACUAACUAGACAUGAACUGUGGCCUUUACUGCAAAACUGUGAACUGGAAACACCUCACCUGAACACAUUAUUGGGUAUGCUAAUAAAGAGUCCUUAUCUUCUACAUCAACUACUAAAUCUCACUAGCGGCUAUGAUGAAAGGGUUGCGUUGAGCUUAAAAUGUGAGUUUAAUUGGCGUCAGACGCAUUACUGCGGUCUUGCGAGCAUAUGAAAUUUCCCCUAGGCCGGAAUGACCUUGGACAGCAAGCCAUGAAUGCAAUAUUAAAAUAAAAAAGCACUAACAUUAUGCUGAGGUCAUGUAUUGAAGUGGUCUACAUCUUGGAGGUUAUGGCUACAUGCCACUAUUAUGCAUGAAAUUCAGAGUAUCGUAGAGGCGCCCAAGAGAAAUAGAUUCGUAGUGAUGCUUCUGGAAAUCAUUUGCGUUAAGUAUUUUCCCAAACCAAACGCUGGGGUUGAUAAAUAAAAUAUGAUGUGACUUGAAAUCCACACGCUCUGUCUGCGAAAGACCAUCUGAGAGUGUAAGACAUUAGUUCAAAGCCUUCAGGCAUUUUUUAUUCUCUGUGCUGGAGCCAUAGCAUUAGAGAUUGGUAUUCCACUCGUUUAUCACUGAAAGUUGCAGUUUCCUUCUGUGAAUCAAAUAUGGGAAGUUCAGAAUGUCACACGGCAUUCAUAAAUAGGACACGUAUAAUCAAUACAUCAUUUUUAAAGCGUCGUGCUGCUAAUCUAUAGCAGCACCUUGUAGCCAGACUUGUCAAUUAUGCGUAUUGAUUUUUAUUUAUUUAUUUUAUUUGAAGUCAGGUCGGGAUUAACUUGUUGAUCGUAAUGCAGAUUUGUCCUGCUAAAACGUUCUGUUCAAAUUACAAGUCUUCCAACUGAAUUCCCUUUCCCUCCACUUUUUUAUUUUUUUUCUUUCUCACAGACUUUACCUAUUGGUGAACAGCUGUGCAGCCUUGAGAGCACAGAACAAGGAUGCAAGUAUAUUUGUUUUAUCUUUGUUUUUUUUGUUUUUUACGUUAUCGAUUUUGAGUAAGAUGUCAACCUGUUCAAUUGCCUGAGCUAAAUUCACGUUUCCUUUUCACUAAUCAGACCCCACAUGGUGACUUGCUGGAGAUCCUUUUUUUUUUUUUUUGGGUUUGCCAAGUCAGAGGCCUUUGUUCAAUAGCACUUGUUCAAGCUGUGAGUUUUGAUUGACCUGCAGGACCCCUUUUCUAUCACAUGCUGCAAGCUGUAACUGGGAAAGAAAGCAAGGUGGAGGAGCAAGAGCAAGGUGGAUCUGAAAGAACCUUAAGGAACCAUAUGAGUCAGUGCUUACUUUAUGAUUUGAUAUGAAUUACCAUCUGAACCAAGUUAUGUGUCAAAAGGUGUACCCAUGCUACUCUAGGGUCCCCUGCCUGAGAAAAACAGAGUUUUGUAUAUUCUCCCUGUAUCUGUUUGAGUUUCCUUUGGGUUCCCCGGUUUCCUUCCAUGCUGGUAUUGGAAACAUGGAUUGGCUAUGCUAAACUGCCUCUAGGUGUGAACGAGUGUGGGACUGUGCAUGGGUGGUAGCCUGCCAUGGACUGGCAUCCCAUCAAGGAUAUAUUCCUCUUGUGUCCUGUAUUAAAGGGAUAGGCUGUGGAUGGACUGACGUCCCAUCCAGGGUGUAUUCCCGCCUUACAUCCAGUGUUCCUUGGAUAGGCUCUGGAUACUCUUGACUAGGAUGAAGUGUGUACUGAGGUUGAACGAAUGAAUGUUUGACCAAUAGCUUUCCUUCAAGGCAUUAAUAAUAAUAAUAAUAAUAAUAAUAAUAAUAAAGGGAAAGACAGCAAUGUGAGACUGUUGGUUUGUCCAUUAGUUUGGUAACAUUUUAAUUGCAGUUUUUUAAAAAUCCAUUUACUGUAUAAUUCACUUGUACAUACCACACACACCGACAAAUUCCUUGGGAAAUUCCUUGAGUCCUUGAAAUGUACUUUCCCCUUAAACAGCCUGACCAUUUCCAUCACCAAGUUGACAAUUGUUAUUCGGAAACAUUCC
This is a messenger RNA of Ictalurus furcatus (blue catfish), 4086 nucleotides long. It is a transcript of the gene mis12, whose product is annotated as MIS12 kinetochore complex component. Gene Ontology annotation, cellular component: nucleus; chromosome, centromeric region. NCBI's taxonomy places the organism in Eukaryota, Metazoa, Chordata, Actinopteri, Siluriformes, Ictaluridae. Gene Ontology annotation, biological process: protein localization to kinetochore; mitotic sister chromatid segregation; kinetochore assembly. The transcript has 3 exons. The record is from RefSeq and is a predicted model, not a curated record. Bases 578 to 1282 code for a protein of 234 amino acids.